AUGUCACAGCAAACCGCAUCGCCGCCCCAGGCCCUUCCCUAUGCGGUGAUGCUGGCAACGCCGCUUUUCUUUUCGACCAACAUCAUUUUCGGGCGUUACGUCGCGGGCGAUACGGCACCCUUCGUGCUGGCUUUUCUGCGCUGGGCCUCGGUCGCCGCGAUCCUGCUGCCGUUUGCGCUGGUCCGCCAAGGCGCCGCGGUGCGCGCCGUUCUGGCCGACCAUUGGCGCCUGCUGCUGACGCUGGGGUUUCUUGGCAUGGGCCUUUCGGGCGGUGUCGUCUAUCUCGGCCUGAGCCUGACGACGGCCACCAACGCCACGCUGAUCUAUUCGACCGCGCCGAUCCUGAUCAUCCUGCUCGAGCGGCUGUUUCGCGGCCGCGCCAUCGGCCUGCGCGAGACGGCCGGCAUCGCGCUGGGCUUUGCCGGCGUUGCGAUCAUCGUCCUGCGCGGCGAUCUGACGACGCUGGCCCGGCUGACCUUCAAUCCCGGCGACCUGCUGAUCGCCAUGGCUUCGCUCUCCUGGGCCGGUUAUUCGAUCCUCUAUCGCGCCGAGGGUCUCCGGCGGCUCGACAAUAUGAGCCUGUUCGCGCUGGUUGCCGGCUUCGGCGCGCUGGUCAAUCUGCCGCUUGCGGCCAUGGAUCUGGCAUCGGCCGACGGGCUGCCGGCGACGCGCGAGGCCUGGUACGCCACGGGCGGGAUCGUGCUCAUCUCGUCGCUGCUGGCGUUUUCGGGCUUCCAGUAUGGCGUGCGUGCGCUCGGCGCCUCGGUCGCCGGCAUGUUCAUGUAUCUGAUGACGCCCUAUGGCGUGCUGAUGGCGAUCGUCUUUCUGGGCGAGCGGCUCGAACCGUUCCAUCUGGCGGGCAUCGUGCUGGUGAUGACCGGGAUCGGCAUUGCGACGCUGCCGGCGAAACUGUUCCGGCGCCGCCGCUAA
Molecule: messenger RNA, 930 nt
Organism: Effrenium voratum
Lineage: Eukaryota; Dinophyceae; Suessiales; Symbiodiniaceae
Source: the annotation of a GenBank genome assembly